Molecule: messenger RNA, 6426 nt
Organism: Acanthamoeba castellanii str. Neff
Lineage: Eukaryota; Discosea; Longamoebia; Acanthamoebidae
Product: ubiquitin protein ligase E3 component protein
Exons: 20
Coding region: 1-6426 (2141 amino acids)
Biological process (GO): ubiquitin-dependent protein catabolic process via the N-end rule pathway; protein ubiquitination
Cellular component (GO): cytoplasm; ubiquitin ligase complex
Molecular function (GO): ubiquitin protein ligase activity
Source: RefSeq, a predicted model, not a curated record
AUGGUUACCAAGGUGCUGACACCGUUGAACGGUGCUUCGGAAGACGACGACCCAACGGAAACGCUGCCCACGCUGGUCAAAAUGGCUUCGCACGUCACCUUUCGCUCCGUACUCAAGCAUUGGUUGGCCAUUCUCGACAGGCUCUCUCAGCUGGAGCUCAAUUCGGAAGAGAGGGAGGCCAAGGACGUGCAGACCGAAGAGGACAGCAAGCGAGAAGAGGAGGAGUCACAGGAGGAGCGAGAGAAGUCGACCAAGGCCAGCCUGAUCCUCAACUGGCUCGCCAAGAUGAUCGAACACUUCGGCGACGGCAUCCGGCGAGUGAUGUGCGUGGAAAUCGACGGCCUCACUCACUCUACAACCACGCUCAAGCGUCUGGCGGAGAGGAAGCGGAAAUGGGCAAAGCCUGAUGCGACUCGCGAGGGAGAACAACUGCAGCAAGAAGUCGAACCGAUCGACGUGGACAUCAGCGAAGACGUGAAGAUGACCACGCUGCUUCUGGAGACCGACUUCAUCCUGCCCUCGGAAAUCAGCAAGGGCAUGAACAGCUUCUAUUUUUCGCUCCUCGGCGAUGCCUUCUACAAGCGGAAGUUCGCCUUCUACUUCACCAAGAGCUACGUCUCGUUCAUAGACCAGAAGCUGGAGAACGCGCUCACGCCCAAGAAUGAGAAGGUGACCCGGCAGGCCAGGCGGGGCGACUCGGAGAAGUACGAGAACCUGCUCUCGCUCACCGUGCAGAUCUUCACCGUGCCCAACAUCGUGCCCGCGCUGGUGAGCGAGGGCAACCUGCUCGGCAUCCUCAUCGACAAGCUCCUGUCCGUGUUCAAGACCUACGUGUUCAAGAAGACGGCCAUGACUGGAUCAACCGCUGAAGAGGAGCCAAGAUACGCAUACGUACUGGACAGCGAUUCCGAAGUGCUGAAGAAGCGGGCCUACUGGCACCUCGUCUACGACCUGCGGAGCGUGCUACAGAUCAGAUCGGUGCCCAAGUGGCUGGUCUACACCGCAGCCGCCACGUCACCCUCCUCCCGGCUGCUGGAGAAGCUUGUUGAGGCCUGGGGUCUGCUGGCUGGCAUGGACCGUAACAAACGCGAGGCUCGCACGCACGUCGAGUUCGAGUCGGAGCAAUGGCUCGACGCCUUCACAAUGGAAAUGCAACUAACUCCGAUCAUCUACUCGCUGGGCCAGGGCCUGCUGGAUGUCGGCAGUAACAAUGGACAGGAGGGCGGCCAGUCUGUCGCAGACGUACACAGGGUGGUGUCCGCGUUCACGACCGCCCUCGAGGCCUGGUUCGCCGCCGAGCCCUCGUCAAGCCUCAAGGCAAGGGUCUGGGGCACGCCUGACGGCAGGACUGAGGAGACCCAGGUGCUCGAGUACGACAUCGCCACGCAGGGGGUGUCGCUGCACCUGCCUCUGCAUCGCGCCCUCGGCGGCGUACUUGCUGAGUCGUGCAAAGAGUGGGGAACCUCCGUGCUGGGCCUGCUCCCGGCGGAGGAGAGGAGAGACCGGCUUCUUCCCUUCGUAUCCGCCCUUUUGGAAGGCCCGCUUCGUGCUCAGGUGCUUGCGGCGCAGGUCCGGAGUAACCUCUGGGUGCGCAAUGGGCAAGCGAUGGCCCACAAGGUGUCGUUGCUUCACGAGAACGUGCAAACGUUCGAGCUGUUCGACUUCGACGUCGCGCUCAUGCAGAGCUGUGCCACCCUGUGCCACUCGAUCGCCUCCGCAGGCGUGCCCCACUACUACGACUUCUUCGUCACCACCAUCAUCCACCGGUUUGGCCUGCACGAUUUCUUCAACUGGAGCUCAUCCGGCGGCCAGGAAGGAGGCGACUCGAUCAUCGACCGGCUCUCGCACUUCUUCGAGCUGAAGAGGGGAAGGGCGGGGUCGCAUACAGCCACGGGAGAUGACGAAGGCGCAGCCGACGACGAGGCCCAGUUCGGGUGGAUGAACAAGGUCCCGCGCCAGCAGAAGCUGGCGCUCGCGGAGCAGUGCCUCCGGCUGCUCAUCAUCAUCGCCAACGAGCGAGGCGUCGUCGGGAGCUUUCCUUCCUCGAACGACGCCUUCCCGCGCCUCCGCGACCACGACGCCCUGCAUCGCCGCGAAGGGAGUGCGGAGGAGAGGGACAUCACCAACAUGGAGUACAUCAAGCGGGAGAUCAUUCACCGGCUCUGCAUAUCGCCGGCGACGCACAGCCAGGUGGUCAAGGCCCUGCCCAGUCGCUUCACCAAGGCCGAGGGCGACGAGAAGUCCUACCUCGGCGCCGUCGACGGAAUUCUUAAGGAGGUGGCAGUCUUCUACCGGCCAGAGGGCAAGAAGCAAGGCAUGUUCCGGCUCAAGGACGAUCUGUGGACGACGGCCUUUGAUCCCUACUUCCCCCACUACAGCAAGCAGAAGGUCGAGAAGGCCUACGAAAACUACAUCGAGCAGUUCAAAAACAAGAACCGCGGUUCGUCUCGGGCAGUUCCCAUCGCGUGCCCACGCUUCCGACCCAUCUCUGUGGCGUUUGAAAGCGGUGUGGCGGAGAUCCUGGCAUCGCCGUUCGUGUUCCGCAUCGUGUUCAGCGUCCUCUACCAGGUGGUCCAGCAAAAGCGUCAGUCAACCAAGCCCGCAACGUCUGCCGCGAGCGGUAACAAGUACGGCCAGACGUCGGAGGUGCUCUUCAACGAGUCCCUGCACCUCCUGCUGCUGGCCUUGCAAUGGCGCACCACCGCCGGCGGUGGUGCGCAUGGCCGCCAGCGCCAGGGCGAGGAGGUGGUCAUGGGCGAGGCCAGCGAGCACCGUCGACCGACCCCACGCGCCGUCGACAUGUUCGACCUGCAGUUCAGCGCCAGACCCGAGGACCUGGCCCUCAAUCUGUGCCGGCAGUUCGUGAUCGGUGGCCGGCCAGACGCGGACAAGGAAGAGAAGCAGGAAGAAACGAAGGAGAAAGGAAAGGAAAAAGAAAAGGAAAAGGGAGAGGAGGGCAUGGAGGUGGUGGUUGACAAGCCGGCCGAGCCCACCGUCAGCGACGAGCCCGAGAGCAUCCUCCGAUUCCUGGUCGAGCUGGCCGAGGAGGGAGAGGGCCUGUUUGACGAACAGCACGACGUGCUGCAGGCCAUUCUCGCCCUGGCCGAAAAGUGUGACGACAGCGGAGAGGCCACCCGCUUGCUCCAUGAAUUGAGAGCGAAAAUUGAAGAGCGAAAGCGGCGCAAGAAAGCGGCGCAAGAGCAAGGCGCUGCGCAGAAGGAUCGCGAAGAGGGACGCGAGGGUGAGAGCCUGCGGGAGAGGAAGAUGCGGGAGGCCAAGGAGCGGCAGAAGGCGAUCAUGGCCAAGUUCGCGGCGCAGCAAAAGAAGGCGAUGGAGCAUUUCGAGAAGGAGAGCGAGAAGGAGGGCAAGGAGGGCAAGGAGACCAAGGACAAGGGCAAGGAGAAGGACCGGGGCGACGCCGCGGCCCACGCCGAUGGGGACGCCGCGGCUGAGGGCGGUGACGUGUGCGUCUUCUGUCGCGAGGGCGACUCCGACGAGAACCCACUCUGCGUGAUGGCCUUCAUCCAGCGCACCAACCGCCUGGCGCACGCCGAGCGCCAAAGCGGGCGCGUGUGGACGAGGGAGCUGCGCAAGCGCUACUUUGGCGCGACCGACGAGGCCGAGGCCGCCCAGAGUCAGUCCAGCGGCAGCAAGGCGACCAAGCGCAAGGCAAAGGAGACCGACGAUGUCCAGGCGAGCGAGGACGCGCUGGAGGAGGUGCUGGAGAGCAUGGACGUGGAGGAUGAAGGCGUGGAGAACAUGGACGAAGAGGAGGAGGAGGAGGAGCACGCGGAGGCUAUCAGCUUGGACGACGCGCGACGACUGGCCGAAGCCGGUGAAGGCGACGAAGAUGAGGGCGAAGAGGACGACGACGAAGACGCGGAGGACUACGAUCAUGACGAAGACGAAGGUAGCGAGGAGGACGCCGAGGAGAUCUACUUCGGCGAGCUCGACAGGGUGGACGAGCUCAUCGCCGAGGCGGGCCUCGAGGAGGACGAAGACGAUGACGAAGAUGACUACGACGAAGACGACGAAGGCAACGAUCACGAGGUCAUCGCUCAGGAGCAGGUGCAAAAUGCGGUCAUGCAGCUGAUCGACGAGUACAAUCGGCAGAGGAACCACGCCGGCGAGGAGACCACUGUCGACGGCAGUGGCGUCGGCGAGGCGCCUGCCCAGCAGGCCGAAGAGGAACAACCUGCUGCGGCGUCGGCGUCAUCCUCAUCAUCAGCCGACACCAAGCCCGCCAAGGAGAAGAAGAAGACCGAGGCGCGGAAGCAGUUCUUUGCGCAGUGGUUCCGCGCCCUGCAGUUGUCAUCGGCAGAGGGAUCCGCGAGCAGUCUGCCCUCCCACGCGCACAGCACCUCCUGCGGUCAUUACAUGCACGCGUCGUGCCGACAUGAGUACUAUGUCACCCAGCUCAAGACCAUGCUCACCGAUCCCGUCUUCGUCCUCAUGUCGCCCCUGGACGUCGCCAAGGGCGAGUUCGCCUGUCCGCUGUGCCGCUCGGUGGGCAAUGCGCUGGUCCCAUUGGCCGCGCCGCCAUCAUCGCCUGCCCACUGCGAGCGCGUGGCAGUGCCGGAGCGUCGGCUGGAGCUGUUUACCGACCAUCGCAGCUUCGAUGCCUGGGUCGACAAGAACGUGCGCCAGGAGGCCACAUCGCCGGUCGAAGCCACGGCACCGCGCUCCGAGGACUCGUCAUCGUCGGCGCCGACCGACCGCAAGGCCUUCCGCGACACGAUGGCCGACUUUGUGUCGCGCGUCUACGGCGUCGCGAUGGAGCUGAGUCCGGAGAACGUCGCCUUGCCCGCGCCCUAUCUCACUCCCUUCGCCUACGCGCUCUUCCCGUCGCUGAUCGCUUCCGCCGAGCUGAUGCUCCGACCGUCGAUCCCGGCGCUCACCCUCUCCUCUACCGGCGGCGACCAGGCCUUCGCGCCCGACUACGCCGUGGACCGGUGGGAGGCCCUGCGGGGCGUAGUCGACGGGACCCACCGCCAGAAGGAGGCCGACUACAUGCGCACCGUCAUGACUUCCCUCUUCCGCCUCGAGGAGCUCAGCUCCAGCUCCAGCUCCAGCGCCGCUGCUGCCGGCGAUGCCCUGUUCGCCCUGCGGAAGCUCAUCUUCGGCGGAAUCCCGCCCGUCCAGGGCCAGGGCGAUGACGCCGCGGUCGCCGACCCACUGCGCAUACUGGGCGAGCUCAAGCGAGGCCCGGGCUCGGCCGACGAUGGUGACGAUGAGGAGGAAGACGAGAGCCGCAUGCAACCGUUCCUGUCGACCGACAUGUUCUCGCUCUUCGUGCCGGUGGUGCUCCUGGAACAGCGCAAGCGGCGCCAGACCGGUACUGAAGGCGGCGGCGGCGACGAGCUCGACAACCUGCUGCGGCUGCUGCUCGUCGGCACCGUGCUGCAGGCCCUCGUCACGAUCGUGCAGCAGAUCACGGGCGAUCAUCGGGGGACGAAAAACAGCGACAGCGCGGCGUCCAGCGGCAAGCAGGAUUCGCCGCUGGAGACGACCCUCAAAGGCGUCAUCGACGCGAUGAAGAAGGCGAUGAUCGCUUCGGCUCUGGCGCCGCCGUUGUCGCCGGCGUCGACAUCGGGCGGGGGUCUGUCCGCCAGCUUCUCGCCGGCCCUGUCGGCGCUCGGCCGUCUGGCCGAGGGGGUCGUCUUCAACGGCGCGCAGCUCGCGGGCGAGGUCAAGCGGCUCUGCCUGCCCUUCCUCUACCGCGCAGUCCUCUUCCAACACUUCUGCCUCACACGCCCACUCAACCUCAGCGGUAGGGAGGUGCGAGAGGAGGAGGAGGAGUUCGCGGCACUGCUCGCGGUGCUGGGGCUUCCCAGCUCGUUGGACGAUCUGCUGCUGUCGCCCCCGUCGGGAGGCGGUGCGCUCUCCCGGCUCAUCGCCGAGUGGCUCGACGACUUCUUCUCCUUCCACGCCGCACGGCAAAAGAGGGAUCUCGCCGACGCCGACGCGGACGAAGCGGGCAGCACGGUCCGCUUCCCGCUUCCUGCCGAGCCGCUGCUUGCUCCCGCCCUUCCCUACGAACUGGACCGAUCGGCGCUGCCCAACAUGUACCAGAACAUCCAGUACUUCAAGUCGGACGAGAAGCAGCGGUGCGGCGUCUGCGGUACGUCACCCCGGCAGCCGGCGCUCUGUCUUCUCUGCGGCGAGUUCCUGUGCUUCGCCUCUCGUUGCUGCGCCGGAGAGGAAGGCUCGGGCGAGUGCAACAUCCAUGCGCUCCGCUGCGGUGCGGGCGAGGGCAUGUUCCUCUUGCUCAAGGAGACCGCCGUGGUCAUGCUGCGCUACACCAUCACCGGGUACCAAGCACUGCGGGACUUGUGGCUGGGCCACCAGGUGCCCAACGUCAUCUCCAAGGAGCGGUCAGGGCAGGCCAACACCGCCUUCUCCCUCAUCCAGUGGCACCGCAUGUAG